Molecule: messenger RNA, 1033 nt
Organism: Scaptodrosophila lebanonensis
Lineage: Eukaryota; Metazoa; Arthropoda; Insecta; Diptera; Drosophilidae
Gene: Cdk1
Product: cyclin-dependent kinase 1
Exons: 3
Coding region: 37-933 (298 amino acids)
Biological process (GO): G2/M transition of mitotic cell cycle; mitotic G2 DNA damage checkpoint signaling; protein phosphorylation
Cellular component (GO): nucleus
Molecular function (GO): ATP binding; RNA polymerase II CTD heptapeptide repeat kinase activity; cyclin-dependent protein serine/threonine kinase activity
Source: RefSeq, a predicted model, not a curated record
UUCGCGGUAUUUUAAAUUUUUGGUUCUGUUUAAGUGAUGGAGGACUUUGAAAAAAUUGAAAAAAUAGGUGAGGGUACCUAUGGAGUAGUUUACAAAGGCCGGAACCGACUAACCGGUCAAAUAGUAGCAAUGAAAAAAAUACGACUAGAGUCUGAUGACGAAGGAGUACCAUCAACUGCCAUAAGAGAAAUUUCGCUACUAAAAGAAUUAAAGCACCCAAAUAUUGUGUGUUUGGAAGAUGUUUUAAUGGAAGAAAAUCGUAUUUAUUUGAUUUUUGAAUUUCUUUCAAUGGACCUUAAAAAGUAUAUGGACUCAUUGCCUUCAGAGAAACAAAUGGAUAGUAAAUUGGUGCGCAGCUACUUAUAUCAAAUAACAAACGCUAUUUUAUUUUGCCACCGUCGUCGUGUUCUUCAUCGCGAUUUGAAGCCACAAAAUCUACUAAUUGACCGUAGUGGUAUAAUUAAAGUCGCUGAUUUCGGACUUGGCAGAUCUUUUGGCAUUCCAGUACGCAUAUAUACACAUGAAAUAGUAACAUUGUGGUACAGAGCUCCAGAAGUGUUAUUGGGUUCUCCCCGAUACUCUUGCCCCGUCGAUGUUUGGUCAAUUGGUUGCAUUUUUGCGGAAAUGGCUACACGAAAACCACUUUUUCAAGGAGACUCUGAAAUUGAUCAGUUAUUCCGAAUGUUCAGAAUUUUAAAAACUCCCACAGAAGACAUUUGGCCAGGUGUAACAUCACUGCCGGAUUAUAAGAACACAUUUCCGUGUUGGUCAACAAAUCAAUUAACCAAUCAACUUAAAAACCUUGAUGAUGACGGCGUAGACUUAAUUCAACGCAUGCUCAUAUAUGAUCCAGUGCAUCGUAUUUCGGCCAAAGAAAUUUUAGAGCAUCCGUACUUUAACGGCUUUCAAGCAGAACUUGUGACAUCGGAGUAGUUUAUCAAGAGUAACAUUUUGUGGCACCAUUUAUCGCCACACUUUAUAAAAAAGUCAUUGUAAAAGCCAGAAAUAAAAUACGGGCUUGGUUGCCAUCAGA